Molecule: messenger RNA, 1185 nt
Organism: Ipomoea nil (Japanese morning glory)
Lineage: Eukaryota; Viridiplantae; Streptophyta; Magnoliopsida; Solanales; Convolvulaceae
Product: polyadenylate-binding protein 2
Exons: 6
Coding region: 170-844 (224 amino acids)
Molecular function (GO): RNA binding
Source: RefSeq, a predicted model, not a curated record
ACUUGCGCAAUUCCCUGUCCCCAAUUCUCUCGCGCAAAGCUUACGAAAACCUAGAAAAUAAAGCUCAAAAUUUGCCUCCAUUUCUGUACAUAUACGCGCAUAUCUACAUCUCCGAAGCAUAUUCGGUGGAACUCAAUUGUGAAUACUAGUCAAUAUAUAUAGAUAGAGAAUGGAGAAUCCGGAGCAGGAAGAAGAUGUUUACGGAGGAGAAUUUCCCGAAGAAGGAGACAUGGAUGCCGAUGUCGACAUGGCAGCUCUCGCUGAAGCCGAAGCUCAGGAAGAUCCUAAUGCUAAACAGGAUUUGGAGAACAUGAAGAAGCGGCUGAAGGAGAUUGAGGAGGAAGCAGGUGCCUUGCGCGAAAUGCAGGCCAAAGUCGAGAAAGAAAUGACCGGUGUUCAAGAUCCAAAUGCUGCUUCUGCCAGUCAGGCUGAGAAGGAGGAGGUGGAUGCCCGUUCAAUCUAUGUUGGUAAUGUGGACUAUGCCUGCACACCAGAGGAAGUGCAGCAGCAUUUUCAGUCUUGUGGCACAGUGAACCGUGUGACUAUUUUAACAGAUAAAUUUGGCCAGCCUAAAGGAUAUGCUUAUGUGGAAUUUGUUGAAGUUGAGGCUAUUCAAAAUGCACUGUUGCUAAAUGAAUCAGAGCUACAUGGCCGUCAAUUGAAGGUGUCAGCCAAGCGAACCAAUGUUCCUGGCAUGAAGCAAUUUCGAGGUAGACGCUUCAAUCCCUAUGCAGGGUUCCGAUCACGCAGGCCAUUUGUGCCAGGUGGAGCGGUCUUCCCUCCUUUUUCUUCUGGGAGGGUUCCAAGGUUCAGGCGGGGCCCAGUCCGCUACAGGCCCUACUGAUGAUAUUACUUGGGUAGUUACUGUGCCACCUGCCCUCAGUUGCAUAAAAAGAAUUCCUAUUCCACGGGUUCUCUUUCCCUUCUUUGAAAUGAUGUUGAGAGGGAUGUUGGUGAUAACUUGUAACCUCAAAUGUACGGCUAAAUGGCCAACUUAAUCUGCAGUGUUUCUAAAAACAAGUGUGUUGCGCUGAUGAUUGAUGAAUAUGUCUUUAUAAACUUGUUCAUUUAUAACGUGCAAUUAGGCUGCAGUGCACGGGCAAAUUGAUGAAUAUUCCUGUACGACUCUUGUAAUUUGAUGAGUUUUUCUUCCAGGUUACACAAAAUCUAGUGCUCCUGUAAAUG